GGAUUUAAUUGUUAAUUUUUGUUAAAGCACAAACCACAAACCCCGUCUUCUCCUCCCUCGUUUCCCACACUCCCACUCAACCAUGGAAGCAACGCGAUUCUCCACUAAUCACUUCCAUCCACACUGCUUCCAAACGAGACCCAACGCAUUCAGAGGAAGAAGAUACGCAAAAUGCACCAACGGAAAUGGAGCUAGGGUUUCGCUUUUCGCAAUCCCCGCAUUCAAGGCACCCAAGCCGAACCGGACUCUCUCGGUUAACUUCUCCGACCGCCUCCGAAGCGACUAUGUACGCGUCGAGGCUCCGAAGAACGAGGAUGUUCUUCCGGCGAGUCGCGGCGGCGGAGGGGAAGCGGUGGCCGCGUCCUCGCCCGGCGCUGACGGCUCUGGAACACUGGAAUUGAAACCUAGAAUGUUCAGAAACAGGUUUCUGAACUUUGUGCGUUUGGGGUCGGUGAUUAAUGGUGCCGCUGAGUCGUUUUUCAAGAGCGAGAUUCGGAGGAGGCUGUUCGUGACGGGUGUGCUGAUUGUGAUUAGUCGCGUUGGUUAUUUUAUUCCUCUUCCUGGGUUUGACAGAAGGUUGAUACCGCAAGACUACUUGAGCUUUGUUUCAGGGUCUUCUGUUGAUGAACUUGGUGACUUCACCGCUGAGCUCAAGCUAUCUCUUUUCCAGCUGGGAAUCAGUCCUCAGAUAAUAGCGUCCAUUAUUAUGCAGGUACUCUGUCAUGUUGUCCCUUCACUAGUAAAGCUACGGAAAGAAGGUCUGGAUGGGUACGAGAAGAUUAAGAGUUAUAUAUGGUGGAUGUCAUUUGGCUUUGCAAUUGUGGAAGCUUUAAUAGUUUCUUGUUACUCACUUCCAUAUUCAAUUUAUGCUGCCAGUUAUAGGGUCAAGCAUGUAAUGAUGACAACUGUUUUGUUGGUUUGUGGUGCAAUGACUAUUACAUGGAUAUGUGAUACAAUAUCAGAAUCUGGAUUUGGUCAAGGUUCAUCUCUUAUCAUAUGCGUAGGAAUACUUACGGGAUAUAUGGAGACACUAUACAAAAUGCUUACUCAGCUUUCAGUGAGUGCUGUGAGUUGGUGGCCGUAUGUGCUUGCAGUAUUGGGUAUCUUCACCACCGUCACUAUGUGGGCAGUUGUAGUAACUGAAGGUUGUAGGAAAGUAAAGCUUCAAUACUAUGGUUUUAAACUUGCUUCUGCUGCAAGGGAGCAAUCACCUGUUACUGAAGUGGAGCCCUAUAUUCCUUUCAAUAUUAAUCCAGCGGGGAUGCAACCUGUUCUUACCACCUCUUACCUCUUGGCAUUUCCAAGCAUUCUUGCAAGUCUGCUGAGGUCACCUUUUUGGGAGCAUGUCAAGGAAAUGUUGAACCCUGAAACUUCUGUUGGUGCUGAGCCAUGGGUUUACUAUUCCAUAUAUGCCUUUUUUGUCUUCCUGUUCAAUAUAUUUGAUAUUGCUAACAUGCCAAAGGAAAUUGCUGAUUAUUUAAAUAAGAUGGGGGCAAGAAUACCAAACAUAAAGCCUGGGAAAGCUACCAUUGAGUACCUAUCUAAGGUUCAGGCAUCCACACGAUUUUGGGGGGGCCUAUUGUUAAGUGUUUUGGCAACUACAUCAAGUGUUCUUGACCACUAUUUACGGCGUAUAAAUGCUGGAUUUGCUAUUGGUUUUACAUCUGUUCUAAUUAUUGUCGGUUCCAUUAUUGAACUUAGAAGAUCGUAUCAAGCAUAUAAUGUAAUGCCAAGCUUAAGCAAUGCUUUGAGACGAUAUGGGGUAUAACUUCUGGAAAAGCUAUGCUGUCACUCCCCUGUGCCAUUUAAUUUGAGCCUCUAGGAUGUAGCUUUGGUCAGCAUUUGCAUUUGAUUUCCAGGAAGCUUGGUUUUUCGGGGACAUUACAGACUUACAGUCUAGUUUGCGCGUAUAAGAAUAUCGAUGUUAGCUAGUGUUGCUAGUAAGGAGGUGCUAAAUGCGGCCUGUGGAUACACGAUAGUAGCUGAUUCAGAAGCCUCGUCUUCUCUCCCGAAGAAAUUUGUUUUAUGGAUUUAGGAACUAUUUAGUUAGGUUAUAGUUGUAGCUCCAUCUGAAAUUUGUACAGGAAAUUAUCGUGUUGUAGACGUCAUAUGUAAUAUAAAAAUGAGGUGUUCGGAUAUAGGAGUUGUGAUAAAGAAACAUUGAGGUUGGAAAUGGUCGAGGAUGGUGUUGCUGCCAUUUUUUGUGAAAAUGCGGAUUUGGGCCCCUUUACGUGACAAUUAUGCCCAGUGAAAUUUUAGUUCUUAAAUUAAAACUAGAGAAUUUAAAAUUAUA
This is a messenger RNA of Cajanus cajan (pigeon pea), 2293 nucleotides long. RefSeq names its product SecY protein transport family protein (gene SCY2). Gene Ontology annotation, cellular component: membrane. The record is from RefSeq and is a predicted model, not a curated record. Lineage: Eukaryota; Viridiplantae; Streptophyta; Magnoliopsida; Fabales; Fabaceae. Gene Ontology annotation, biological process: protein transport.